UAGAAGGUGCACCACAUUGGUUUGGUGCCGAAGUGAAUAUGAAGUCGAAGGUUGUCUCAUUUAUGGACUCCCUACACACCGCAAUGAAUGAGAAGUAUCGUGUGGAGGCUACGAAAGAAAUGUUGUCGACGUUGGACCUUUUGUUUGAGGAGAAUAGGUCGAAGAAUGUGACUUUCGUGGAUUUCAGAAUUGACAGGAAAGAUCGCGGGCUUCCUCAACAAGACAAUGACCGAGAUUGCGGAGUAUACGUCAUGAAGUACAUGGACGCUGUGGCCAAUGAGGAAGAAGUAGUUGAUGAGGUAUACCACUUUUUAAAUAUUGCAGAAUGUACUACGCAAGUUUGAUUGAGAUUAACGUUGUGUAAUUUAAAUUUUAUUCGGUGUUUUACUGUGAAGUUGAUUAGAGUUAAUUACAUUUUCUAAGUUUUUG
This is a messenger RNA of Cannabis sativa, 429 nucleotides long. RefSeq lists its product as uncharacterized. The transcript is spliced from 2 exons. Gene Ontology annotation, molecular function: cysteine-type peptidase activity. Gene Ontology annotation, biological process: proteolysis. The record is from RefSeq and is a predicted model, not a curated record. Bases 39 to 344 code for a protein of 101 amino acids. NCBI's taxonomy places the organism in Eukaryota, Viridiplantae, Streptophyta, Magnoliopsida, Rosales, Cannabaceae.